UCAUGGACAAGUACAGGAAUUUUUUGAGAUUACGACGGUUGGAUAGAACUGAUUGUUCGCUAAGUACACCGUCACGUGUUAUCAAUGAACAUAUAUAAAUAUGGCUGUGAUAAAAUGUCGAUCAGUUUGUUUCAUCGCGGCUUCAAGAUGUUGACAGAAAUCGCCAUAUUGUUUGCUAGUGUGGGCAUAGUAGCCAUUUUAUUUGUAAAAUACAAAUACGGAUACUGGAAGAGGAAAAAUAUUCCUUAUUUGGUGCCAACGUUUCCAACUGGAAAUAACACGACCUUCUUCCCGGAAGGACAAUCAAUUGGAAAGCCAUCUUAUGAUUUCUAUCAAGAAUUCAAAGCAAGAGGGGCGAAAAUGGGUGGAGUUUAUGUGGGGAUUGAUCCACAUUUGGUAAUCUUGGACCCUGAAAUAUUGAGAACCAUCAUGAUCAAGGACUUCAAUCAUUUUAUGAACCGUGGUCUCUAUAAGAUCGAAAACGAUCCUCUUACAGUGAAUAUGGUUACACAGCAUGGCACAGAAUGGAGGAAUGCGAGGGUCAAAUUCACCAACGUUUUCACAUCCGCAAAAAUAAAAAUAAUGUACGAUACUAUGAAACUAGUCAUUCCAAAUAUGAUACCAACAUUAGACGAGAAGGCAAAAAAUAAUGUUGAUGUCGAUGUUAUGGAGACUAUGGCUUGUUUCACUACUGAUGCAGUUGGUUCGACGAUCUUAGGUGUGGAAUGCAAUUCUUUCAAGAAUCCAAAUGCGGAAUUCCGAAGACUCGGAAGACACUUUUUCGAGGAGUUUUCUACGAUAGACAAGUUGCGUUUAUUCGUAACGAUAAAUUUCCCCAAUUUGGCAGAAACACUGAGAUUUUCCAAUGUACAACCGGAGGUUUCGAAGAAUUACAGUAAAAUUAUCAAAGAAACGGUGGAGUACAGAGAAAAAAAUAAUGUGGUCAGGAAAGACUUUUUAGAUUUGUUAAUCCAACUGAAAAACUCUGGAGUACAAGUAACUAUGGACGAAAUUAUCGGCCAGACAUUCUCAUUUUUCACUGCCGGAUUCGAAACUUCUGCUACCACCACAACAAUGACAUUGUUCGAGCUGGCUGAGAAUCAAGAGGCUCAGGAUAGACUAAGAGAAGAAAUAACAAGCACCUUCGAGAAGAAUAACGGUGAUAUGCCGUAUGAAGCACUAAUGGGAAUGAAAUACCUUGGUCAAGCAAUCGAUGAAACUCUAAGGCUAUGGCCUCCAGUACCAACCAUCCCAAGGCUGUGCGUCAAGGAUUACAAGUUUCCAGGUACUGACUUAACCAUUGAAAAGGGAACAAAAGUGAUGAUCCCAGUUCUGGGACUCCAUCUAGAUGAAUACUAUUAUCCAGACCCGUUGAAAUGGAAUCCAGAUCGGUUCGAGGAUAGAAAUGAAAAAUUCCCUGCGUAUUUCCCGUUCGGAGAUGGUCCGAGACAUUGUAUUGGUAUGCGUUUCGCCUUUAUGCAGGUCAGACUAGGUUUGGCAACUAUCUUGAAGAACUACAAAGUUACUCCAAGUCCACUCACUGAAAAACCACUGGAUAUCCAUCCUGGUACCUUCCUCCUCAAGAUUAAACAACGUAUAUAUUUGAAAUUUGAAAAAAUUAAUUGAUUCUCUGACAUUUCUAGUUGGAAGAAAUCACAAAUAAAUUAUUUAUUUAGUAAACACUUCGUUUUUAUUGAAGAAACAAAUACAGAGAUUGGCUUUCGAAAA
This is a messenger RNA of Phaedon cochleariae (mustard beetle), 1728 nucleotides long. Lineage: Eukaryota; Metazoa; Arthropoda; Insecta; Coleoptera; Chrysomelidae. The record is from the annotation of a GenBank genome assembly.